Molecule: messenger RNA, 3165 nt
Organism: Cyphellophora attinorum
Lineage: Eukaryota; Fungi; Ascomycota; Eurotiomycetes; Chaetothyriales; Cyphellophoraceae
Exons: 1
Coding region: 1-3165 (1054 amino acids)
Biological process (GO): regulation of Ras protein signal transduction; mitotic spindle orientation checkpoint signaling
Cellular component (GO): SIN/MEN two-component GAP complex; mitotic spindle pole body
Molecular function (GO): GTPase activator activity
Source: RefSeq, a predicted model, not a curated record
AUGGAGCCUCUCGUACUGAAGCAACGACAACCGGUGGAAGAAGAAGAUGUCGAGAACUGGGAUGAUGGCGACUUUGAUGGAUUGGACGACAUACAUUUCCGAAAUGCCUCAACUGCGACUUCAGUCGUGUCCACCGUGCCUCCUCCGACGCGAGAUUCCGCAUCACGAAUGUCGCUACGAUCAGAAUCGAAUCAAGGCACCGACGAGAACUGGGACGUAGUUGUCGACGACCAGGCGCCGAUAAAAGAUGCACUGGCACUCGCGAGGAGUAAAGGCAUACCGCUACCUGCCAAUGUGCCGCGUUCCGCACUCGAAGGUGGCACAAUUCGGCGGCUCAACGGCAAAGCUAUCAAGAAAGCUAUUGCAGACGAUUGGUCCGAAGACCUGGACAUUCCGUCCGCAUCAGAAGCGCCACUAAAGCUCGCCAAACAUGACGAGAAAGAUUUUAAUGAGAGCCUGCGGCAACUCAGCGCUGCUUUCCGCAGUUCGCCCAAAAGUCCUGAGGCCGAUCUUGACAAAACACUCAAGUCACCCAAAUCGCGCACUACCGCUACACCCAUCAGCCUAGACACUUUCCGCGACGAUGAAGAAGAUGCCGAUUUUGGCGAAGUUCCAACUAUUCGAGUUGCUAAGCAAAGAUCGUCUGGCAAGCCGACACUGAUCACACCCGCAACCAUUCCCGCACCGAACAUCCCUGAAAGCAUCGAAGAAGACUUGGAGCUUCCGAGCAAUGGUCAGCUGCGCCUAUCGACCCGAAAACCCCAGCCAAGAACACCACAGAACGGGGAAGACUUCGACUUCGAGUGGGGCGAAGGAAGCCUGGGUACUCGAAACGCUGGUCGCAGACCCGGUCGGUCAGCUCGCAGCUCUUCAGCAUCUGCUCUCAGUCCAAGUGUGUCAAGUGCGUUUACUGCCGAAAGCGAGGAUGAAGGCCUGGACGGGCUGGUGUUGCCCGAUGGACCCAUCGCAUUCCAAAAGAAACUUGAACAACGCCAGGUCGAGCAAGAGCGAGAUGCAGCAAGCAGUCCGACCAAAGAGCGACCAAAGAGUAUCCCGCAGCCACCAGCUGACGACAGCUUCUUCGACGAUCUGGAUCUUGGUGAUGGCGAUGUCUUUAACUCAACCAGACUGAAACUGAACAAGAACGUCAAAACCAAAAAUCAAAGACCCAUCAGUCCAUCGAAACGAACCACAACUACCCUCAACUUUACGUCUGGCAAGAAUCAAGGCUCCUCCAGACUUCCACGAUUCAGUCACGGCUCUUCUCACGAGCGGGCAAAGUCCAAUCUCGAGCCUGUCUCGGAAAGUGAUGGACCACCCACUCGAUUUCAACGGCCGAACUCCAGACUCGGUUUACAUUCUACUCAAUCUUCUGUGUCAGCAAUUCCCGCCCCCUCCACACCGACGCCCUCGACCCCAAGCAGACGCGCAAUACGGGCUGCGGAUCCACGGCCUGAUGUUCGUCAUGACGGACCUACCACAACCAGUGCUCAACUACUACGCGCUAAACGCUCGAUGCCAGUAAUCAGAGGGAUGUCAUCUCCCACUAAGAGUGAGAAAUAUGUGCGCCCACCAUCUCGAGCAAACGCAGGGAGUCGUCUCCAAAUAUACCACGAAAGACCCGACUCUCGGGAAGAAAACAAGAAGCAGCCAGUUUUCCUUCCUGCUGGCGCAUCCCAUGGCCAGUCGCAGCAUGCGAACCUCAAACAUGUGCCAUCAAAAGGUCACAUCCGACGAGCGGAUUCAGAUGGUACGGGAGACACCAUGUCUGCUGCUCAGCGCUCUUUGUCUCGAAUUGUGGCGUUGGGACGUCCCGAGACACCUGGCCGAAAUCGUGUUGCAGGCAUGAGUGCUGCCGAACUUGCUGCACAAGCUAAGAAAGCAGUCACAAAGCCCAGCCGUCGGCGCAAUUACGGCGAUGGUAACGAGCUGGACAUCUUCGACGACUUGCCGACAUCUGCGUCCCUGGAGUCCAAGUUUACCAAACUUCCUGUCGGUCGUGGCGCACCCCGAAGCCUUCGCAGCAAGUUUGGGCUUGGUAUCCAGUCAAAUCACUCUACAUCAACCAUCACCAGCUUGCGGACCACGGACACGCCCAUGCCCCAGACACCUCUGUCGCCACCUCGACAAGACUUCCCGACGACGGCAACAUCUAUGGCUACAGCAAAUGUGCCGCGGUUUGCGCGAGAUACAGCUGCCUCCCGAAAUGCACGAGAACAAAGGACGAUUAGUACCACGUUUCAGAACAUUCACGGCGAGCCGCUCAAGCCGAUCUCAGCCAACUUCCAGCUCAGUGCACUGCCUCACACUAGUCUACAACGACCGCACACGUCCGGCACAGGCACAUAUGGCUCUUUGCGAAAGAAGAAGAAUGUCCAACAAAAGCCGCACCUCAUCAAGCCGUUGGGCCCUGACAUGAAUCGUGAGAAGAGUGAGAAGGGCAUGCGAUACAAUCCCGAGCUAUAUCGGUGGGAAGGCAACGAGAACGCACUGGCUCCGUUCGACAUUCCGCCGCCCGACUUCCAUGCACGAAGUGGUUCUCCAAUCGCCCUGGGCACCAUCGACAAAGAUCGAAAGGCACAAGGCAGCCCUGUGGCCGGUGGCGCCAAAGCAAAUGUCGCACUUAUCUCUAAUAUCGGAAAUGUGGCUGGUGUCCAGGUUGUCGGCGGAAUGGUGUUCGAUCCUAGCCAAAUGCGCUGGCUGAAGAUGAAGGAGGACACAGCAUCUCGCAAUCGAGGAGACUCAGUCGGAGCAGCAAGCGUUGAAGUAGAAGAAGAGGAAGACGUCUUCGCAGGGCUUGAGGAUCUUAAAGAGGAAGGAUCGGAGUGGGAUUUGAAGAGUCAGUCUCAUCGUGGCUCUGCGGCCGGCAUGACACCCCAAGAGUAUGGAGUCGGUAUGGUCACAGCGGGUUCAAAAGGCGCACCAACUGGUCUCAGACGCAAGGUGUCGAAUGAGAGCAACAGCAACAGCGACGACGAGACCGGACUUGAUGGGCCUCCUGUUGCAGAGGAAUUCGAUGUUGGUCCAGAAUUCGUCAAGAGACAGCGCGCUGAAGAGGAGAGAUGGCGGCGCAAGGUUGAGAAAUGGCUGCGGACGCCUGAAGAUGCUGCGAGGGAGCACCAAGAUGGUGCAUGGCUCUGGGAUGUGAGGAGUUUGGCUGCUUGA